Messenger RNA from Caenorhabditis sp. 36 PRJEB53466, 2702 nucleotides. The record is from the annotation of a GenBank genome assembly. NCBI's taxonomy places the organism in Eukaryota, Metazoa, Nematoda, Chromadorea, Rhabditida, Rhabditidae.
AUGGUUUUGUCUCAAACGGGUCGUCAGAUCAACUAUCCGGAGUACGAAAACUUCUUGGCUUCUCUGGAGAAACAGGGCGGUCCGUUCAAGUUCGUAACUGCUCAGAAGCACUUUCCCGUUGGCUCCAAAGUUGGAACAGCGCCGAAACAAAGAAGUUUGGCCGAGAUUCGAAAGUCGGUACUGGAGUCCCCCAGGGUCAAAGUGAGUUUCUCUCAGAUUGCGAAGUAUUGCGAACACUCCCUAAUCCCUCGCCUUAUCAGUUGCAAGAAUUACAACAUAAAUAAUGCUUCCAUCAAAUCUUCGGCCCGAUUGUAGUCUCGGCCGCUCAAACCAAAGUUCGCACGUGUCAAACUUGUUUGAUAACGUUAUAACGAAAAGUGAUAAGGGCACGAAAACGAAAGGAAUUCUGGGAUUUCAGAGUGUGAUCAGUGAGGAGACUCUCCGACGGCAAUGUCCUCCAGAAGACGUGCGCAAGGAGGCGGAGGGGAUUCUGGACGAGAUGUCGCACACUUUCAAUCUCUACAACGUCCGCUCGUUCGGAUACGCAGUCUGUAAAGCGAUGCAGGUAGGAAAGAGGCCCCGAUGCAUUCGCAAAUUUCCGGUUUUUGCAGAAACUCUACGACGGAAUCUAUGUGAACGAGAAGCAGUUGCUGGAGAUUCGCGAGCGGAGCAAGAAGGACUGUGUCGUGUUCAUGCCCUCCCACAAGACGUACUUUGAUUUUCUGCUCCUGUCACUCAUCUGCUUCCGAUACGUAAGUGAAGUGACCCCCGAGGCAAAUCGUGUGAUUCGACCGUUUUGAGGACAUUCAACUGCCCGCCAUCGCCGCCGGCCAAGACUUUAUGAGCAUGAAGUUCAUGGCGGGAGUACUCCGGCGAUCGGGCGCCUUCUUCAUGAGAAGGUCGUUUGGAACGGUGAGAGGGACAAAGAAAGAACGAAAGGGAAUUGGGUUUCAGGACCGAUUGUACUGGGCGGUCUUCUCCGAAUACGUCCAAUCGCACGUCGUCAACAAUGACCGAACCAUUGAGUUCUUUGUGGAGGCCACGCGUUCCCGAGUCGGCAAGUCCCUCCAUCCCAAGUACGGAAUGCUGCAGAUGGUGCUUGAACCGUACCUUCGUGGCUACGUCUUCGAUAUUGUCAUCGUGCCAGUGUCUAUGAACUACGAUAAAAUUCUCGAAGAGAAGCUGUACGCCUACGAACUUCUGGGAUUCCCAAAGCCGAAGGAGUCGACGGGAGGUCUUCUGAAGGCCAGGGAAAUUCUGAACAACAACCACGGAAGUUGCUUCCUGACGUUCGGAGAGCCGAUUUCAGUGAGACAAUACUUCGGAACAAGCCUGCACAGAGGGACAUUCGUGUGCCAACCGGACUCUCAGUUCGUGCUCGACGCUCAGGCAAAGCAGGAAAUCAAAAAGUUCGCCCAUCAUGUCGUCGAAACGCACAACAAGAAUGCGGUGAUUACGGUGUGGAGUGUCGCGUGCAUGGUCAUUCUGCAGGUGAGCCAGAUCUCAAACAUCCGCCGAAACCCUAGAUUUCUUCAGACUUUCGAUCGGGACGAUCAAUCGAUCCUUACGUACUCUGGCAUUUAUUCCGGAGUGGAGGACUUGAUAACUCUUCUGAACAGACUCGGAACUGUUGUUAAUAUCGACACGAAUCUAGAUAAGAAUUUGAGGUUUUCAAAAAAUGAGAAAAGAUUUAUAAUCAACAACAAUGUACUUCAGAUACUAUCUCAAAAUGCAUAGUGAUUUGUUCGAACCUUUCGACGUCACCGCCUCAGACUUUCAGCUGAAAUUCAUUGAUUUUCCGGUAGCCCAUCAGAAGCCAGAAGUGCCCAUUAAUAUUAUGGAAAGAGCGGUUAGCAGACUCAUUCUCACCACUUAUUCGAAUGGGGUCAGUCUUCAAAUCUACUAUCUGUGGACAUUGGAACAUUGAAACACUUUCAGAUGAUUCACGCUGUUGACAGUGAAGGAAUUCUAUGCACAAUCGUCAGAAACACGGAAAAGUGCCAAGUGGCGAAGGCAAAAGAGGAGUUUUGGUAGAAUUUCGAUAACUUUUCGGAAAAUCGAUAACGAAAUUACAGUUGGCUGCAUAACCUGAUGAAGAGAGAAUUCAUCACUAUCCCUGGAGAACUUGGCGCACUUUUCGAUAAAACUAUGGAUAUUUUGUCAUCUUCCGAAGUUUUAAAGACUUCUGAAGACGGAUUUCUAGAAAUCAUCGAUGAAAGAGCUUCAACCGUGCUCAGCAAACUUGUCUUGGUACAGAAAAGCAUAAAUUGCUUCAGAAACAACUGAAUUUUCAGCCCUAUUUCUACAAUUUCGAAAUAGCUUUAGAUUCUUUCAGUCCGAGCAAGCCGAUCGUUCCGAGUUUAACGGAAGUCAUGGGAACUGUUCAGAAAGUGAGCUCCGAUCCUCAAAUUGUCAAACUACUUAAAUUUCAAAAAUUUUCUGCAGAAUAUCAGUGACGCCUACCAGAAUCGUUUUCCGAACACCCGAUUGUCAUUCCUCUCCACUGAGCCCAUCAAGAACGCAUUCACAACAUUAACAGACUUCGGAGCAUUCGAAAAACAUGUAAAUCUCUGAAAUUCGCUAAUUUUCGCCAAAAUCAAACUUUACAGAGCUCUGGAAUCCGUCCGAACUUUGCCAAACUUCAUCAAGUGCGAGCACGACUUGCGAAAUUUACGAAAUCUUUAACUGCUUCGAAAUUAUGA